Molecule: messenger RNA, 2199 nt
Organism: Durusdinium trenchii
Lineage: Eukaryota; Dinophyceae; Suessiales; Symbiodiniaceae
Source: the annotation of a GenBank genome assembly
AUGGAUGAUAGUGACGAGGAGCGCUACCGGCGCUCGCGCAGCCCCAGCUUUACGAAGGCGCGGGAAGAGACCCGCAGCGAUGCCAAGUCCCACUCCCUUCGUCGUGCGCUGGGGCGGGUCGUGAGCAAAUUGCAGGACAAAGAGCAAGAGAAGCAGCAGAAGCCGAGGCCACAGCCGCCCAAGGAGGCUCCGCCCAGCUUACGGAGUCGAGUGGAGCAGAUCGUGCGGAGGAGCCAGGAAUGGGAGCAAGUAGAAGUGGAAGAACAAGCGACGCCAUCGCCAGCCAAGCGCGGAGGAGCCUUGGAGCUCUUGAAGUCCAAGGUGGGCACCGCAUCCGCCCGCGCGGUGCGCGCGCCGAAGGCCGCGGCGAAAGGCGGCGCAAGGGGUGGGGGAACGAUUCCGCGGAAGGAGUCCAACUUGAGGGACGUGUUGCGCAAAGUGGUCGACAAGAUCCAGACCGAGGGCGACAGGUCCCGGGUGACCAUACACCCCUGGCGGCGUGUGGCUUGGCGUGUGGUUCCGGAAGUCGCGGGUGGAGCAGCUGGAGACGCGGGCCGCGCGAGUCGUGGCCCGCUGCACGGUGCGGCGUACGAUGGGGAUGAAGGAGAUGGGUGUACAGCCAGCGGACAUUGGAGGAUCAAUGAUCCAAAGAUCCUGGAGAAGCUUUCAGGAUCGAUGAUCGCCUUUCAUUUCAGCGGUUGGGCCAGUUGGCCAACGAGCCACUGGUCCGAGAGCCGCGGCUUGCGGCCGUCGGUGGAGAAGGGCUCCUUCAACUUAGUGGGAGGCUUCAAUGAUUGGGACGCGGAGGCGGAACCCAUGCACGACUGCAGCAGCUCUGUGCUGAAGAUCCGCCCCACGGCACCCAUGGGGCAGCAGCGUGGCGUGCAACGCGAAGAGUUCCAGAUCUUGCGCAAUGGAAGCUGGGAGCAUCGGCUGUUCCCCGCGGGUGGCACAGAGGAGACGGUGAUCGUGCUCAGGCCUGGACAGCGGAGUGCAGCAGCCGUGAGCAACGCGCAUGUGGAGGGUCAUGGACGGAACUGGGCGGAGACCCUGAAGUUGUUGCAGAUGAAGGGCAGGCGGCAGGUGGAGAAGGACCCGAAGCCGGAGCUGCAGGCCUCGAGUGUCCUGGUCUUCCGGCAUUGCCCCCGGUCCACCCAUGCCAACGGCAUCGUGGACGUGCCAGGCUUUGACUACUACAACAACUACUCAGAGGAGGAGUGGCCCCUCUGGCCUGUCCCAGCCAUGCAUUGCUUGCCUCGCGGCCUAGACAUUCUCCAAGCACAAGGGCGCUUUCUGAAGAGUAGCCUUCCAGGGCCUAUCUUCGUCAUCGCCGACACGGUGUUUCGCGACAACCAAACGGCGCACGCCUUGUUGGAAGGCUUUGACAUGCUCCCUUCGAACAAGACCCUCUUAUCGAUUCACGCGCCAUUCAGUAACUCAUCUACCUGCAAAUAUUUGUCUGGAGAGAAAUCGUUGGAGGCGCUGAAGGAGUCCAUGAGCCGGAUCCCCAAUCCUGCCAGCUACAGCACCGUGAUGACCAAGCUCUCUGAGAUUUUGGGUCCUGGAGCGGCGGGCAACUGGAGCAACUACAGCUGCGAGGCCUACUUCGAUGAGUCGCAGUCCAAGGUGAAGAUGCGUGGAGCCUGCUACGCGGCCAGUGACUUUGUGGAACGUCUCUUCAUGGAAUGGGCUGGUGGCUUGACACUGGGCUGGAACAAAUUGAUUCCCAGUGAGUUGCCGUCGCUGAUGAGGCUUCAUGACUGGGCGCGCACCGUGUACAACGCGGUGCCACCUUUGGAGGCUCGCCUUCAGGCCUCCAUUUCGCAUUGGGUCCUUAAGGGUUUGGAGCGUCCGGGCACCACGGUCUUCGCGGGGCACGACACCACGCUGAAUGCCCUGCAAGCCAUCUUGGGCCUCUCCUGGAUCCCCACCCCCUGGCCGCCCAACGCCACGAUGCCGGCCUCGGCCUUGCGCUUCGACCGUGUGGGGAAGGAAGUGAACAUCUCCUACAUCUAUGUGCAAAACUACUCGGAGGAGACCGGAGUGAUGGCCACAGUGCCGGUGACCACGCUCUUCGGCGACGCCUUUGGGUCUUUGAGCUGGAGCGAGUUCAAACACUUGGCGAAGAGGAACACGGUGAAGGACUGUGUGAAUGUGAGUGACUGGCCGUUGGUGGAGGAGGAGGGUGGCACCCAGUGA